CCUAAUGGAGCCGGUGACCACUUCCACAACCGGAAAGGUGUGGGUGGGUGUGGUUCGUACUUGAUCAUGUAUGACGUUGUUGUCAUCGGAGCCGGUAUCUCCGGACUGGGUGCGGCAAGAGUCUUGUCCCGUGAAGGUCAUCGAGUGAUUGUUCUUGAGGCUCGAAACCGACCUGGGGGACGGAUCCACUCCGUUCGACUUCCGCCACUAGAAACUCCUUAUCCUGGUGAGUACCGCAUUUACCAAUGGCUUUACCAUAACCUUUUUUGCAAACUGGGUAAAUUUGUUUGGUUUCAGUUUCAGUUUCAGUUUGAACAACCAUUAACCAUGCACUUUCGUGCGCCGGUU
Messenger RNA from Echinostoma caproni, 348 nucleotides. The record is from the annotation of a GenBank genome assembly. Lineage: Eukaryota; Metazoa; Platyhelminthes; Trematoda; Plagiorchiida; Echinostomatidae.